Molecule: messenger RNA, 1979 nt
Organism: Populus nigra (black poplar)
Lineage: Eukaryota; Viridiplantae; Streptophyta; Magnoliopsida; Malpighiales; Salicaceae
Product: dihydroorotate dehydrogenase (quinone), mitochondrial
Exons: 11
Coding region: 250-1623 (457 amino acids)
Biological process (GO): 'de novo' pyrimidine nucleobase biosynthetic process; pyrimidine ribonucleotide biosynthetic process
Cellular component (GO): cytoplasm; mitochondrial inner membrane
Molecular function (GO): dihydroorotate dehydrogenase activity
Source: RefSeq, a predicted model, not a curated record
AGGGUUUAUGCUUAAAACCACACCCAUCAAACCAAAACGCAGCCUCUCUCUCUCUCUCUCUGCUAAAACCUCUCGUAACCUCACUUUCUCCACCUCUAAAACCAAAACACCACAAAAUCCUUCUCUUCUUUUCUCUCCUUUUGCCUUCUCUUUCUUUUUUUAUUCAACUUCUUUUGUCCUUUUUUGGUGGUGUUCAUAGAAAGUAAGAUUCUUUAGAAAUUUUGCAAAGUUGUGAGUGAUUCUCGAUUUAUGGCUUCAAGGGCUUCAAGAAGGUUACUUAAAGAUUUUUUGCUCAGAAGGGUUACUUCAACUCCUGUUAGUAGUGUUAGACAUUUCUCGUCUUCUUCUUCAUCAGAAACUGCUCCUAAAAUUCCUCAUUUCUCAAAGAAGGGGAGGUUGUUAACAGGUGCGACCAUAGGACUGGUUAUAGCUGGAGGAGCUUAUGUUAGUACAGUGGAUGAAGCAACUUUCUGCGGUUGGCUAUUCAAUGCAACGAAACUCGUGAAUCCAUUUUUUGCUCUUCUAGAUGCUGAGUUUGCUCAUAAGCUUGCUGUCUCAGCUGCUGCUCGUGGUUGGGUUCCGAGGGAGAAGAGGCCUGAUCCAUCAGUUUUAGGACUGGAAGUUUGGGGAAGGAAAUUCUCCAACCCUAUUGGUCUAGCUGCUGGCUUUGAUAAAAAUGCUGAGGCUAUUGAUGGCUUGCUCGGGUUAGGUUUUGGCUUUGUAGAAGUUGGCUCUGUUACCCCUGUUCCACAAGAGGGUAAUCCAAAGCCACGAAUUUUUAGAUUGCGCCAGGAAGGUGCAAUUAUCAAUCGUUGUGGAUUUAAUAGUGAAGGCAUUGUAGCUGUUGCAAAGCGAUUGGGUGCACAACAUGGGAAACGGAAGUUGGAUGAAACUUCAAGCGCUUCAUCUACCUCGAACAAUGAUGUCAAACACGGAGGCAAAGCUGGCCCUGGCAUUCUCGGGGUCAAUCUGGGGAAGAACAAAACAAGUGAAGAUGCUGCUGCAGAUUAUGUACAAGGGGUUCAUUCAUUAUCCCAAUAUUCUGAUUACUUGGUAAUUAAUGUGUCAUCACCCAAUACUCCUGGAUUGCGUAUGCUUCAGGGAAGAAAGCAGUUGAAGGACCUUGUUAAGAAGGUCCAAGCUGCUCGUGAUGAAAUGCAAUGGGGUGAGGAGGGUCCUCCUCCAUUGCUUGUGAAAAUUGCACCUGACUUGUCAAAGGAAGACCUUGAAGACAUUGCAGCAGUUGCUCUUGCACUCCGCUUGGAUGGUCUGAUUAUAUCAAAUACAACCAUAUCAAGACCAGAUUCUGUAAAGAAAUCCCCAGUGGCCGAGGAAACUGGUGGCUUGAGUGGGAAACCUCUCCUCAAUCUGUCUACCAAUAUCUUAAAGGAGAUGUUUAUUUUGACAAGGGGAAAGAUUCCUUUGAUAGGCUGUGGGGGUGUUUUCAGUGGUGAGGAUGCAUACAAAAAAGUAAGAGCUGGAGCAACUCUUGUUCAGCUUUAUACAGGAUUUGCCUACGGCGGACCUGCCCUAAUUCCUCGAAUAAAGGCUGAGCUGGCCGAGUGCUUAGAAAGGGAUGGUUUCAAGUCCAUCUCGGAGGCAGUUGGUGCAGAUUAUAGGUAGUGUAUCCCAGGUUUUUCAACAAUGAGAGAGAAGACUGUCGCAGCAUGCAGGCAAUACACCAUAACAGAAACAAAUGGAAAGAACGAACAUAAAACAUAUGGAGAUCUCAGCUCUAUAUAUAUUUCGUUUGUUGAGCAAUCUUUACUCUAUUAAGUGGUCGCUACAGUUUUGUUUUAUCUCAGUUCCCCCCUGCAAAAUCUCCAGUCCCUUUUUCUGAUGUUUUCUGUACAAUAAGAACAAGUUUGGAGGGAAAUAGAAAUUCCAGGAAAGAGGGUUGUGAGUUUUGCUAUCGUACAGAAUACACUUUUUUCUAAUAUAAAUUUUAAGAUGUGCGAGCCAAUCGCCAACUGGUCCAA